UUUAUUUGUAUGAACCAUGUUUAAUAUAUAUAUACAUUUUUUUUUUGAGGUAUAUAUAUUUUAUUUAUCUAUCUAUUUUCGUAGAGCAAACGUUGCCGAUCCAAAGCCCAAAUUAGCUAUCCAGCACGGCCCAACCAGCACCCAAUCUAAGCCUAAAAAAUUAGGAAUUCCAAAAAAAAAGUUUAUUUCGUUCGGCACCGAACGAAACGCAACCUUAUCUCCCCCAGUACUCUCUCCUCUCCUCUCCACUCACUCAACCUCUCUCGCCCCUCUCCCGGUCUCCCCUCCCCCGCCGCAUCCGCUGCGCGUGACCACAAGCUCCUGCCGCAACCGCGCGACUCUGCCGGCCGACCACCGCAUCCGUCGCAUGCAUCGGCGGUUGCCGCACAACGAAGGUCACGGCUGGUCCCGCGACGGCCUCGGUUGGAGGAGGACGAUAGGUCCAUAGCGACGGACGCUCAAGUAAGAGGAGCGGCCCAAUGGCGGCGGCCUCGAGCACAGGGAUAAGUGCAGGCUGGGGAUGCAGGAGAGGUGCAGCGCGGGGUUUGGAGCUCCCAUGAGCUGGGUGUGGCGCAUCCGACGGCGACAGACACAGGGACGCGUUGAUCCGGGUGUGGCUGCUCAAUUCGUUCCCGUUCUGGCCGGAUCCGUGGCGGUGCUCAUCUCCGGCGAGGUGGCCUGUGACUCGCGGGACGACGGCGGCGCAAGACCACAGGAGGGGCUCAUCUCAUGGGACAGGGGCGCGAGGUCUUGUUGGCUUCGGUUGCCGGUGGCUUGACGAAGGGGUGGCCGGGGUCCGGCGCCAUGGAGGCUCUUCGAGGACGAGGAAGCAGACAGCGACGACAACUUUGAGGCCGGCGGGGGCGCCGUCUCCGCGUUCGAUGGUCAGGGUCCAACGCGGCCGCCGUUGGCUCCAUCCCCUACAGUUAUCAUGCGGAUAAGAGAACCAAAAACUACCACAUUGAUAUCUGCUUCAGGAAAAAUGGUUUGCGCUGGAGCAAAAAGUGAACAGCAAUGUAAACUCGCAGCUAGAAAGGUCAAAUAUUUGACGAUGUUUUCUUCUCCCAACCUGGCAAGGAGUAAGAAGUCAGUUGGAGUGAGAAGUGAAACAAGUACCAUGAGCUCAAGUGAAUCAUUCAUCAAGCUGUUUUGUCAGAGAUAUGUUUUGCUAGGCUGGAGGCUUGUGAGAUCUUCAGAUUAUCCUAAUUGCUUCUACAUAGAAGUUUUGGUUGGCUGAUAGCUUGCAAGAUCUUCAUAUUCUACAUAGAAGGUGCAGUGUGAUGUGAUGCAUAUGGAACUGGUAUUACUUUGCAGUAUGGAACUGGCGGUGGGUGUAUGAAAUGUGAUGGCUGUAACAUUAUACCUAAUUUCUUAUCAGUUCAUGAUAUGGCUGUUUGAAAUGUGAUACCUGGAUGUGAGUGUCUCUGGCGCGGGAUCCUGGACGCCUCCGGCGGCGGCUGGUGAAAGGGAUAGACGGAUCCUGGACAUCUUCAGCGACGGGUCCUGAAAGGGAUCGGCGCCGGAUCCUGGAAGCGUUCGGCUGAGGGUCCUCAACUGGACAUGCACCGGAUCAGUGGAGGCCGGAUCAGUGGAGACCAGCGGCGGAUCAGUGCCAGGGCGGCGGCGAAGGGAUGGAGCGGCGGCGGUGAAGGGAUGAAGAGCGGCGGCGGGCGAAUGAGGGCACAAACUCGGGCGUCUGUUUCUCGCUCGAGGGCACGAGACCUCGCUCGUACGUGCGGGGGAUUGGUUUGUGAUUUAUUUUCGCUGGUUAAUUUUCGCCGGGUUUUUCUUGCUGGUUAAUUUUCGCCGGUUUGUUCGUGUCAGAUGGGUGCGAAGGGAGGUUAGGCGCGUGGGGGCGGAUGUGGGACUCGGCCCUAGGGUUUUUCUUGGUUCAUCGCGGCUGAGCGGGAGGUGGGAGCAGGUACCAAAAAAGACCGGGUGAGGUGGGACGAAAAUUAAACCCGGAAUGUGACCUACCAACUGAGAUAUUAGGAGUAGAGAUUGCGCUGUCCUUUCCAAUUACUUCUGUUGUCUUACUCUUAUCAUUAAACCCCCACUACACCUAAAUUCUCGGGCUUGUGAUGAUUGAACUCUUUUUAAGGGGUGGUGCACACUACACAGACUGAUUCCUUCUAUAGCAUUUUUGUUAGACAAAUUCUUUAUAAAGCAAAUGGUAUACACACUUUAUUUGUGGUUGA
Triticum dicoccoides is the source of this 2198-nucleotide messenger RNA. Its product is annotated as TATA-box-binding protein 2-like. The coding region runs from base 932 to 1237 and encodes 101 amino acids. The transcript has 7 exons. Gene Ontology annotation, molecular function: DNA binding. The record is from RefSeq and is a predicted model, not a curated record. NCBI's taxonomy places the organism in Eukaryota, Viridiplantae, Streptophyta, Magnoliopsida, Poales, Poaceae. Gene Ontology annotation, biological process: DNA-templated transcription initiation.